Symbiodinium pilosum is the source of this 3633-nucleotide messenger RNA. The record is from the annotation of a GenBank genome assembly. Lineage: Eukaryota; Dinophyceae; Suessiales; Symbiodiniaceae.
AUGCCUUUGCUCCAUACCAGGAGACGGCGCUCCCAAGAGCAAUGGAAUCUGCUAUCUUCGGGGCGGCGCUCGCGCAAGGAGAGCCUACCUGAGUACAUCGUUAGGUUCCAGCAGGCGCAGUCCACCUUGGGAGGGCGUCGACCUCCCGAACAAGGCAGCAGGCUAUCUUCUUUAUCGCCAAGCCAAUUUGGAUCGCGAUUCAGAGGCAAAGCUCACCACUUGGCUGCAAGGAGUUCCCUGGGCGCCGUGUUGUUGAACCUCCGGAAGCUGGACAGGGUGACUGCAGAAAGCAAGAAAGGCACGUUCUUCGGAGAGCACGAGCCCGAGCAGGAUGAGGAGGAUGAAUGGCCCGAGGACGGCGACGACUACUUCCCUGUCUGGAACGAGGUCCAGGACGGUGCCGACAUCGACGAGGGCGACGUCAUCGACGAGGAUGACCUGGUUGACGUGCUUGCCAGCUACCAGGACGUUCGACAGGCCUUGAAGCAGACGCGGAACGCCAGAGGCUUUUACCCUCCGCGCUUUCCAGGCGCAAAGGGGAAGAAAGGCCACGGCAAGGGGAGCUCCUUUGGCCCUGUCCCCGGUCUUGUGGAAGGAUCGGGCAUUGGAGCAAGGAAUGUCCGACAAACAGCUCCUCGCGUCCCUCGAGUUCCGCGGCAAGCUCUUCCGACAGCGUCGGCGCAGGGCACCUCCUUUUACUGGGCUGGCCGAGACUCAGGCCCCGUGACGGAGUUUUUCACCGAGAGCGUUCCAGAGACAAAAGUGUCCUUCUUGACUUCAGGCCACAGCCGUGCAGAUGUGCCGUUCGUGGGUGUCAUAACCUCAAGUGCGGAAGCCAUUGUAGACACUGCAGCACAAGAAGGUCUCAUAGGGCGCCCCGCUCCCGCUCUUCUUCGGCUUUUCGAGGCGCUUAGAAAGUUUGGGCUAAAAGGGCGGUGGACGGGUGAAGCUUCUGAGGCGCGGGGCAUCGGAGGCGCAGCCAAAACCGUGGGGGUCGUGGAAGUUCCCGUGGGCGUAGGGCGUGUUCCGGGAGUUGUGGCACUUACGGUGGUGACCGAAGACGUUCCCUUCCUUCUUCCUAUAAACCUUUUGCGGGCUCUUAAGGCAAGCGUGGAUCUGGGUGAAAAUCGUCUACACCUUCGCGCCGUCAACACCGAGUGUGUCAUGAAUGUUCUUCCCUCAGGACCGCAUGACCACGUCCGCAGCUCGAGCGCUCAAGCGACCUUGGCCACGUUCACUGGUGGCCCAGAUGUUAGGUCACAACCCUCCACGCGCACGCGCGCACUGGCGCGCGCUCUUGGACAAGCUUUGGUGUGUUCUUCAGUGGGCACACUAUCAGUCAACAACAAGCCGGUGGUUGCAGCUCCCUUCGCAGACACCUUCGACUGCGUCAACUUCGGGCAGCACGAGCACCUCGACUACCCAGGUGCUGGCCGCCACGGACAAGGGACAAGCGUACCGCAACUACUUGGAAAGCAAGAAGCCCACUGCCAUGACGCCGGUGAAGGGGAUACCAGAACUGGAGCCGAGCAAGUGCAGGCACGAGGCACGCUUCCUGAAAGGUGGGGGCAACGGUCACAAGAACUGGUUCCACUGCAGAAGGAGAAGGACAGGACCAUCGAGAUUAUUCAAGGAGACCUUCUGCAACAGUUGGCCGAAGCGAGGGCGAUGAACGAGGAUCUCCAAGCACAGCUGGACAUGGCUUCGGGAAGCUUUCUGGAGUUCGAGCGAGCCGAGGAGAACCUGACCUUGAUGGAGACGCAGAUCGGCGACCUCGACCAGACGACCCAGAACUAUGUGCGGGCGAUGAUAUCAGAGUACCGGAGGCUGAAGCUGUGCGAGGAGGCGGCGGCGAUCGAGUUGAACAACUACCAGGCCAUGCUUGUGGUGCAGAGAAACCAGGUGGCCCGGAACCAGGCGGCGAUGAACAGGACUACGGCGUGGUGGAGAGGCGGACUUCUCCUUCGGCGAGACCGGCGCGACUUGUCGAACGAGCCGUCGAUCCCGGACAAGGUGUACAUCGUCCUGAACGAGCCGAACCUCAUCAUCGGUGCCGAGUUUUCGGAGCACUAUGCCGAGGCCGACUCGAAUGUGCUGGCGCAGGCGGUCCAGGACUACCUGAUCGACAGUUCUCCUCCUGCCUCCAAGCUAAGGCUGAAGCUUAACGGCACCACGGAGUUCGAGGCGUGGAAUCUGAUGGAGGACAAGAAGCCGGGCCACAUCAUCGUGGACGUCGGCAAUGUGCGGAACAACCUGGACAUGGCAUGUAGGCUGGUGCGGCACCAGCAUGGACAAGGAGGCACCUACGCCAUGUACCUGGACCCGAAGCAGAGCUCCUACUUCGAGAAGCACCACGGCUGGCAGCAUGCCAUAAAGGAGCUGGGGGCUAACCACGAGGCCGUUAAUGGCGCGACCGUCCUUCUACGAGGGUCCAAGAGCCGACGUCUCGAGAGAAGGAGGCCAUCGCAAAGCUUCACCGCAACUUGGGGCACCCAAGAACAAGGAGCUGUCCAGAGUUCUUUCAUUGUCGAGGGCGAAGCCACACCUGGUGCGAUGGGCGGCUGCUUUGGAUACGAGCUCCAUGAUCAACGCCUUAGCAAGCUUCGAGAACGUUUCAAGUUCGGCAAGUUCAAAAGACUGCAGGAACUUCCGGAAGGAACCUCUUUCAACGGCAGGCGAAUCCAGCAAGAUUCUGAUGACUUCAACGUGAAGGUUGACAUGAUGAAGUUUGUGGAAGAGCGGCUGUCCGAGGUCCACUUGGAGAAGGGCAGGAAAUCUGUCCCGGACUCUUCUGCAACCGCUGAGGAGGUCAAGAGGGUCAGGGCCGCAAUAGGCUCAUUUGCUUGGUGCGCAAAGGAAGCACGGCCCGACGCUGCAGCAGGGGCAAGUAUCCUGGCGUCAAAGAUGACGAAGAUGAAGAUCAAGGAUAUAGUGGCCCUGAACAAGGUCAUAGCUCAGGUCAAGUCCAAGCCAGGGCUCACGCUCCAGUACCACUCCAUUCCUUUUGACGACUUGAGGUUUGGGGUUGCUACAGACGCCUCGUGGGAUAACUACGAGGAUGGCAGCUCUCAAGGGGCGGUGGGAGUCUUGGCAUAUCACAAGGACCUUCUCGAAGGCAAGACUGCCAAGUGUUCGCUCCUGUGGUGGAAAAGCGGAAAGCUGAGGAGGAAGGUGCCCUCAACGUUGGCGGCGGAGACUCAGUCGCUUAAUCGCGGCCUCGGAGAGCUCAUGUGGACGAAGGCCAUCGUUCAGCACCUUAUAGAUCCAGAGUUUGAGCUCCAGGAGUACUUCAACAAGGUCAAGAUCCAAGCUGACCUGGUUUUGCAGAAGGGCGACGCAUCGAUUGACGCUAAGAGUGUCUUUGACAACGUGACCAAAGAGGGUGCCAUCGCCCAGGACAAGUACACUGCCUUGGAGGUGGCCAUAGUUCGCGAGCGAGCUGACGGGCUCGGAGUUGAAGUAAGGUGGGUGGAGCACCAGUCAAUGGUGGUCGACGCGCUGACCAAGGUGAACGGCAACCCCACGGCGCUCUACAAGCUCCUGGACAGCGGAUGCUACCGCAUAGUCGCUGAAGAGGCUCUUUUGGACGAGAGGGCAGCACUGAAAGCUGAAGGCCGAGUGAAGCGGCGCUAG